UCCUCUCUUGCACCCAGAGACUCUACCCCCCUGUCUUGUUUUGCGCCCAUCCAUUCGCCAUCCAUUCAGACGCAUUUCUUCACCAAAGCCAUGGAGGUUUUCUCGCCAUCCCAGGUCUACUACGACAGCGCGUGCGCCUCCUCCCCAGACAGCCUAGAGUUUGGCGCCGGCAUGGAGCUUACGGGCUCCGAGGAGGACGAGCACGUCAGGGUCCCGGGAGCCCCUCACCAGCCGGGACACUGCCUCCAGUGGGCCUGCAAGGCCUGCAAACGCAAGUCCAGCUUUGUGGACCGCAGACGGGCGGCCACCAUGCGCGAGCGCCGGCGGCUAAAGAAGGUCAACCACGCUUUCGAGGCUCUGAGGCGCUGCACCUCGGCCAACCCCAGCCAGCGCCUGCCCAAGGUGGAGAUCCUGCGCAACGCCAUCCAGUACAUCGAGAGCCUGCAGGACCUGCUACGAGAGCAGGUGGAGAACUUUUACGGCCUACCUGGAGAGAGUAGCUCUGAGCCCGGGAGCCCCCUGUCCAGCUGCUCUGACGGCAUGGCAGGAAGCAACAGUCCAGUGUGGCAACAGCUGAAUGCAAACUACAGCAACAGCUACUCCUACGCAAAGAAUGAAAGUUUGGACGGCAAAACAGCUGGCGCGUCCAGCCUGGAGUGCCUGUCCAGCAUCGUGGACCGCCUGUCCUCCGUGGGGGCCGCCUGCGGACCGGCCGCUCUGAGGGACAUGGCCACCUUCUCCCCCCCCAGCUCCGACUCGCAGCCCUGCACGCCGGAGAGCCCCGGAUCCAGGCCCGUCUACCACGUCCUGUGAGAGCCCUAAUGCCACGGGCGGCCGCCGCGCUUUCAGCAGACAACAGCUGCAUUUGCAAUUAAAAUCUAAGAACUAGUUUUGUGCGAGACGGGGGAACCGACGACCUGCGGCCACCGGCUUCUUUUCUGUACAUGAAAUUGUAAAUAUGUAAUAUAGUUCCCAUUUAUUCUACACAGGCCACAAUACUCAAUGAAACAUAUUUAAUGUAAUGGUGCAUUAUUCAAAUAUGAAAUGAUAUUUAAGCAUUGUUGUAACUUUUUACACUUGUUGUUGUGACCAUUAAAUAUUUUUCUUGUUUUGUACAAAGCUUUGAGCAGCUGGAGACUUCUUUUCUUUCCUUUGGAGCAGAAGCUUUCGUGUAUUAGUUGCCAUUUGUUGUCAGGAAUUAGUGGGUUUAUUCCAGACUUUAUUUUAAAAGAACAAAGUUCAACACAUGAGUUUU
Messenger RNA from Cololabis saira (Pacific saury), 1255 nucleotides. It is a transcript of the gene myf5, whose product is annotated as myogenic factor 5. The record is from RefSeq and is a predicted model, not a curated record. Gene Ontology annotation, biological process: positive regulation of myoblast differentiation; regulation of transcription by RNA polymerase II; muscle organ development. The transcript has 3 exons. Gene Ontology annotation, molecular function: RNA polymerase II cis-regulatory region sequence-specific DNA binding; DNA-binding transcription factor activity, RNA polymerase II-specific; protein dimerization activity. Bases 91 to 813 code for a protein of 240 amino acids. Lineage: Eukaryota; Metazoa; Chordata; Actinopteri; Beloniformes; Belonidae.